UUGAAGUGAGUAUCUGUACCUAAAAAUACACGGGAAUGUAAUGUAAUUGUAAAGACAUAUAUGGUUGCAAGGAUCAACUAAAAUAUGGGCUCGAAAAAUGUUGAGAAUUGUUCGUUGAGCAACUCUGAGGAAUCUAGAAGAGAGAUCGAGUACCUACAGCACCAAACGACCUUGGCUUUCAUACCCUCCAUUGUCUUCUUGGUGGUCAUCUCUGUUGUGGGCAUGGCCGGGAACUCGUUGGUGCUCUUUGUCUACUUCAAGAGAUUCAAGAGAUCCGCCUUGAGAGUGUUCAUAAUGAAUCUCGCCUGCUACGAUCUGAUGUGUAAUGUUCUGGUUGUGCCAGGUAGUCUUAUAAAAUUUCGUAAAAAUGGAAUAUCUAAUAGGUAUAGAAAAAUCUGUCGCCCGUUCGGAAAACCAAUAACCAUAACUCAAGCUCGUAUAUCCAUCGUGGUUAUACUUCUACUCUCCCUUGUGCUGUCCGCUCCCUACGCAAUCCUCAACGGUAUUCAAUACAAGAAAACCAACAAGCCCGGAAUAUGUGGGCAGGGCUGUCGUAUAGACGGAGAGUUUAUUGGCACUAUAUGGCCUGUGUUGAACAGUGGGAUGUUUAUUGCAACUUUUGUUAUCUCCAGUAUAGUUAUGGUAAGGCUUUAUGCGUUAAUCCGGUUUAAGACAAGGAGAUUACGGUGUUUUAAUCAAACCAGCACUUCACUAACCACCACCGCUGAUAACUCGAGUGACGCUUUGUUAGAUGGUAAUUCCACGAGUAACAUGGGUAACUCAUUCUUAACUACCACCAGAGCUGACCUUGUCACCACCGGAUAUGACGUCACAGCUUCAGGAAAACACGAAAAGUUAUCCCCCGGUGUGAGUUUUUCAAAACUGAAAACCAAAAGCCGUCACAAAAGAUCUCCCGUGUUUCCCAGAACGAAAAGUUCCUACUUCGAUCAUAUUGUACGUUCGGUUCCUAAUUUAGCCUCAUCGAACACGGUGUUCGGUCAGGGAAGAAUUAAUUUAAGUGAGAGGCGUUGUGACUCAGAACAUCACGUGAAUUGUAUCUUGCGAGUGAAAGUGUACGACUCGUCGCAAAGUGAAAGUAACAUCCACGAAAAUGAAAGACAAACAACGGAAACUGAAUCACAGGAAAAUGAAAGAAAAGCAACGGAAACUGAAACGCGAGAAAAAAACAGAGAGAGGAAAGUGUCGGAAAUGGGUACGGAAAUAAAAGAUGAACGGCAAAAAAGAAAGCUAUCGUCAAAUAGACAUGCCGUUAUUUUGUCGCGGAAUUCGGCUUUCUUUGUUAAAACUUUAAGAAAGAUAGAAAAUAAUCCAACUCAGGAAACUGACUUUAAUACCAUAGAACCUGAAACAAAGAGAAACUAUUCUCAUCGAAAAGAAAGGGACGUUACUCUGGACUUAAAUGAAACUGAUUAUUAUAAAACUUCAACAAUCUAUACUACAAACACAAAGGGAAGUAAAUCUCAGAGAACAUCGUGCAUGUUACUCACAGUUAUCCUGGUCUUUAUACUGAGUUUCCUCCCAUUUCUAGCCCUCGAGUUUAUAAGGUCAAUGGGUCAAGUUUCUCCUAUCGAAGUCGGAUGGGAAAAAUUUGCAUUGUUUCAUUUCUUUCUCCGAUCCUAUCUGCUUAACACAGCAGCCAACCCUAUAAUCUACAGCGCAUUAAAUCUAAAUUUUCGGAAAGAGUGUCUUAAGAUUGUUAGUACAAUGUGUAAUUGUAUUGGUUCGGGGAAAGAAAACAAAGACAAUGACUUGCCUUUGAACACAGAAAACUAUUCGGCGUUUGUCGUUAAGGUUUGAUUUGGUUAAUUUGGUUCAAUAAUUUGGUUUUAGUAAGUAGGCCGUGCAGAAUCAAACCAUUUUUUAUUGUACAAGACUUGAGUUAAAAAAACGAUCAUGUGUAUAUGCCACACACUUCUCUUCUUAUUCUGAAAUCAUGGAGACAUUUUUUAACCACUACCCUAAACUGUUAUAUUUAAAAAGAUUAAUUUUUUUCUACUUAAACUUUGUGAUUUCAUCUUAAAAUGCUGUAAUUGUAUUAACAUUGUUAAAUUUUUAAUAAAAUAAUCAGA
Molecule: messenger RNA, 2090 nt
Organism: Physella acuta
Lineage: Eukaryota; Metazoa; Mollusca; Gastropoda; Physidae
Biological process (GO): G protein-coupled receptor signaling pathway
Cellular component (GO): membrane
Molecular function (GO): G protein-coupled receptor activity
Source: RefSeq, a predicted model, not a curated record